AUGAUUCCUGUUCUUCCUUAUCACUUUCUCAACUCUCCUGUGGUGCAGCAUGAAGCAUCGCCAGCAUUCGUUGCAGAUGUCAUUGUCCAAUUCUCAAAGCAAGUGAUGCGUCCAAGAGUCAUGCUACCAUUGCUCGCAGUCAUCAUACUACUAUUUGACCUCGAUGACGCUUUCGAUAUGGAUGACGAGUUUUUCUUAGAAGACGAGCAAGACGCAAGAGACGAACAAGAUAACUAA
Lichtheimia ornata is the source of this 237-nucleotide messenger RNA. RefSeq lists its product as uncharacterized. The coding region runs from base 1 to 237 and encodes 78 amino acids. Lineage: Eukaryota; Fungi; Mucoromycota; Mucoromycetes; Mucorales; Lichtheimiaceae. The transcript has a single exon. The record is from RefSeq and is a predicted model, not a curated record.